AUGUCCAAGGUGGCGUGCGAGAUGGCCGCCGCGCUCCCCGACGCCGGCGCCGUCCAAUCAUGUGGCCGCGGUGGUGCUGGCAGCGCCAGCCCUCGUGCCGACGACGACGCGGGCGCGCCAGCGGAGUCGGUCCUGCUCCGGGUUCCGGACGGCGUCGGCUUGACCCAUCUGUUUGGCGCGGCGCUGCGGCGGGACGGGUCCACCAAGGGCAGCUCCAACCCGAAGGAGGCCGCCGAGGCGGCGACGCGCAAGGGCGCGCCGAGGGCGGCGGACUCGAGGAGGUUGCCGGCCACGACGACGGCCAGCAGCAGCAAGACCGCCGUAGUCAUCGGUGUUCUGCCAGCGAGCAAGGUGGUCGCCAAGGAGCGUCGCGCUCGCGCUCGCGCUCGCGGCCGCGUCGUCGUCGCCAGUGGCGCGUGGCGCCGGCCGGCGGCAGGGGCCAGGGUCUUCGCGAGCGAGGCCGUGGGGCCGGAGCCCGUGUCCCCGAAGGUGUCCUGCUUCGGGGCCGUACUGUCGGAGAAGUCUGCCGCGGUGCCGCCCGCGCCCGGCACGCAAGAGGAAGAGGAAGGGAGCGGGUGCUGGGCGAGCCUGGGGACCGCGCUUCUUGGCCUAUGUCGCGACAGCAAUGAUCGUGAUGGCCGCCUGUGCCGCGCGAGCGAACCAAAUUCGAAGGACACGGCUCCGGAGCCUCAGCGGCAGAGCGUCGCCAUGAUGUCGCCACCGCGGCCCGUGGCGCCGGGGCUGGGAGACGUGAAGCGCCUCGCUUCGCGGCGGUGGCCGGAGACCAUGGCGCGGGGAACGGUUUGA
Miscanthus lutarioriparius is the source of this 807-nucleotide messenger RNA. The record is from the annotation of a GenBank genome assembly. NCBI's taxonomy places the organism in Eukaryota, Viridiplantae, Streptophyta, Magnoliopsida, Poales, Poaceae.